AUGGCAUCCAAAACCAUCGAGAUCCAUCGCGUCGGCGCGGAGAUAUUCCGGGGCGACGAUGCCAUGUGCAAGAAGAAGUGCGUGGAGGUGCUCGAGGAGCUGGGCCUCCCCACGGGCCUGCUGCCGCUGGAGGAGAUGGAGGAGUUCGGGUACAACCGCGCGGCGGGCUUCAUGUGGCUGCUGCAGAGGAAGAAGACGGAGCACACGUUCAAGAAGGUGAAGCAGACCGUGUCGUACGCCGGCGAGGUGACGGCCUUCGUCGAGCCGGGGAAGCUGAGGAAGAUCGCCGGCGUGAAGACCAAGGAGCUGUUCCUGUGGCUCAGCGUGGUGGAGGUGUAUGUUGAUGAGAGCGUGACGGCCCCUGGUAACAAGGUCACCUUCAAGACCGGCACUGGUCUAUCUGAGACCUUCGAUGCUGCUGCUUUUGCCCUUGGAGAAUGA
Messenger RNA from Triticum turgidum subsp. durum (durum wheat), 441 nucleotides. The record is from the annotation of a GenBank genome assembly. Lineage: Eukaryota; Viridiplantae; Streptophyta; Magnoliopsida; Poales; Poaceae.